Brachypodium distachyon (stiff brome) is the source of this 2040-nucleotide messenger RNA. RefSeq lists its product as uncharacterized. The record is from RefSeq and is a predicted model, not a curated record. Bases 160 to 1650 code for a protein of 496 amino acids. Lineage: Eukaryota; Viridiplantae; Streptophyta; Magnoliopsida; Poales; Poaceae. The transcript is spliced from 2 exons. Gene Ontology annotation, molecular function: protein binding.
UGUCCAAAUUGCAGCCACAAGUGCCCCCUCCCCGAAUCCUCACCGGAGAGACACCACCGAGAGAAUAUCGGGCUUCCCUUUCCGAGAGCUGAGCGGCGGCGGGACGAGGGAGCUCCCUCUCCUGGAGGAACCCAACGCUCGAGCACCGGGCACCGUGAAAUGGAGUCGCUGCCGUUGCCCGAGGAGCUGCUGGCGGAGAUCUUCCUGCGCCUGCCCACCCCAGCCGACCUCGGGCGCGCAUCCGCCGUCAGCGCCUCCUUCCGCCGCGUCGCCUCCGACUGCUCCUUCCUCCGGGCGUACCGCAAGCGCCACGCCCCGCCGCUCCUCGGCUUCCUCGACGCGCUCGGGGUCUUCCACCAGGCCGCCCCGCCUCACCCCUCCGCGCCGGCGGCCAGAGCCGUCGCCCUCGCCGCCGACUUCUCCUUCUCCUUCCUCCCCGCCUCCGCCCGCCGCUGGGCCGUCCAGGACGUCCGCGACGGCCGCGUCCUCCUCGACUGCUGCCGCGGCCGCAAGAAAGGCGCCGACGACGACGAGUGGGGCGGGAUCCCGUUCAUCUCCACGGGCGAGACCCCGAGUGGCUGGAGCCCGAGCCCGUUCGUCUUCACGGAGAUGGUGGUCUGCGACCCCUUGCACCGCCGGUACCUCCUGCUUCCCCCGAUCCCCAACGACCUAGCGGCUGCCGUGGAGCAUCCACUCGGGAAUCGGAUGACGACGGAUCGUUGGUGCGAGGCCUUUCUCGUCCCCAGCAACGACGAGGAGAACGAGACGUCAUUCAGGGUGAUCUGGAUGGUGCAGUGCGCAACCAAGCUAGUAGCCUUUGUGUUCUCUUCCAGCACCGGACAAUGGCGAGCCAUUCCAUCGCGGGAUUGGAAAGGUUUCUUGGAUAGCUUGCCAUCGGUGACAUCCAUGGGUUUCUUCUCCUGCCGCCAGUACGCCUACGGCUGCUUCUACUGGCUUACGAUGUUGUGUGAGAAAUUGCUAGUGCUUGACACCCGGAGGAUGGAGUUCUCCAUGGCUGACCGCCCACCUGUACUCAGAAAUCCUCACUUCCUUAAUGUGGACAUAGCCAUUGGGGAGGUUGGGGGAGGCAUCACUGGGAUGUUUGUGCUUGCACCUGACUCACGUCACACAUCUGACCUCAGUUAUAUCACUAGGCCGAACAAUGAUGAGAGUUCUUCCAGCCAGUGGAGCCAGCAGGAGAAGAUCUGCUCAAUGGGUUCUGAGUGCAUGUUGGUGGGUUCAACAGGGAGGUACUUGUUCAUAGAUCACGGUGGAAGGGGAUUCCUGCCGUCUGAUGCAGGCAUUUCCUCGCUAGACGUGAAGACAUUCCAGCACCAGAGGGUGUGUGCUUCGGAGAACGGCAUCCCUCAGCCCCGCGCGUAUAUGAACUUUCCUCCGCCGUUGUCAUCACCUAGACUAUCAAGUGGUAUUGAGGAGGAGAUACUGGGACAAGGCUCGGAGUUGCUGCCAACCGAAGGGCCCAAAGAUGGCAAUCACAAUGACAGUGAUGCUGAUGAUGCGGAUACUGGAUGCAGAGAGGUGUGUCGAGGAUUGGAGAUGGCCCUGAUUGAGGUUAUUCUGCAAACAAGUACAGUUGAGCACAGGUUGGUCCGUCAUAAGGUGCCUUUGGCUUUGUGUGGUCAUGUAUGAGUAACCUGGAAUGUUCAUCUUGUGUGCCUUCAUCUGACAUUUAUAUAAGCAACUUAUCGGAUAAGUUUGCGGCGACUGGCAUGUUUAGUUUCUGUACAAUCAGUUGGUUAAUCAGGACUCUGUAACAAGUCAAAGUGAUCUUCAUAUAUAAUGCCUGCACAUACCUAUGUAACAAUCAGGUACUGUUUGCAAAUCUAUCUGCUGCUCCCCUUACUGCACCCUAAAGUAGGUCACUGGCAUGUGGGCCCUUUGGGAUACCUCUCCGCUCAACAUACGGAUAUAUACCGGCAGAGGUUGACAGAAUGAAUUAUGGAAGCUGUGUUUUUGUUUCUGUACCAUCUUGUAUUAAUUUGUGGUCUGAACAUGUCAAAGUUGCGAUUGCUUUUUACA